AUCUGCACUAGUCUCCCUCCUUUUUUCCUUUCGUCCCUGAUCUUCUCUGGUUCAGUCCAGUCUUCAACCCUAGUCCCAAAUCCCCUUCGAUUUCUAUCUUGCCCCAAAGCGUAACCCUAACCCUAAUCUCUUCCAAUGGGGAACACGGAGAAGCUCAUGAACCAGAUCAUAGAGCUGAAACUCGCCUCCAAGAGUCUCCAGCGCCAGGCACACAAGUGCGAGAGGGAGAAGUCCGAGAAGCUCAAGGUGAAGAAGGCCAUUGAGAAGGGCAACAUGGACGGCGCUCGUAUCUACGCCGAGAACUCCAUCCGCAAGCGCAACGAGCAGAUGAACUACCUCCGCCUUGCCUCUCGCCUGGACGCCGUCAUUGCUCGCCUUACCACUCAGGCCAAGAUGCAGACGAUCGGUAAGUCCAUGGGCUCCAUCGUCAAGGCCCUUGAGUCCUCCCUCGCCACCAGCAACCUCCAGAAGAUGUCUGAGACUAUGGAUCAGUUUGAACGCCAGUUCGUCAACAUGGAGGUCCAGGCUGAGUUCAUGGAGGGAUCCAUGGCCGGAUCCACCAGCCUUUCCACUCCUGAGGGCGAGGUCAACAGCCUUAUGCAGCAGGUUGCUGAUGAUUAUGGCCUUGAGGUCACUGUUGGGUUGCCGCAGGCUGCUGCGCAUGCUAUUCCUGCCAAGGAGAAGGAGAAGGUUGAUGAGGAUGAUCUCUCGCGCCGCCUCGCCGAGCUCAAGGCUCGGGGCUAGGCUUGCCUUGCCUUGCCUUGCAUACCAAGUAAGAUAUCUCUCUCUUUCUCUUUCUCUUUCUGUAAUUAUUUAUCAUGCCAAGAUGGAAACUUUGAGAAAGAAGAGUGAUUAAUGAUUUAGACAUGUGUGUGUUCCUCUCUGGUUUAUAUUGUGUGAAUUGGAAUUUCAGGCUUUGAUUAUAUAUUAAUGAAAUGGAUUUAUGCUUAUCUAA
Messenger RNA from Dioscorea cayenensis subsp. rotundata (Guinea yam), 955 nucleotides. RefSeq names its product ESCRT-related protein CHMP1B-like. NCBI's taxonomy places the organism in Eukaryota, Viridiplantae, Streptophyta, Magnoliopsida, Dioscoreales, Dioscoreaceae. The transcript has a single exon. Gene Ontology annotation, cellular component: multivesicular body; ESCRT III complex. Bases 136 to 744 code for a protein of 202 amino acids. Gene Ontology annotation, biological process: protein transport; endosome transport via multivesicular body sorting pathway; late endosome to vacuole transport. The record is from RefSeq and is a predicted model, not a curated record.